This is a messenger RNA of Aphanomyces invadans, 3450 nucleotides long. RefSeq lists its product as hypothetical. Gene Ontology annotation, molecular function: protein-lysine N-methyltransferase activity. NCBI's taxonomy places the organism in Eukaryota, Oomycota, Saprolegniomycetes, Saprolegniales, Verrucalvaceae. The coding region runs from base 30 to 2663 and encodes 877 amino acids. The transcript has 17 exons. The record is from RefSeq and is a predicted model, not a curated record. Gene Ontology annotation, biological process: peptidyl-lysine monomethylation.
GUUGGAUCCAUCGACGGUGUGGAAUCGGCAUGGUGAACUUCGGUGUCAAGCAUCGCAAGGCGGGAAAGCCAGAGAUGGCCGCGAUAUCGUGGCGAUGGGUUGCAGUCCCGAUCUUGGUGGGCAUCGUGGCACUUGCAUGGCUGCAUGCGUUUGAAGCGCCAGUCCCGACAACGGAGAUGCACCUGCGAUCGUUUGAAUCGUGGAUUCGUCAGCACGGGGGCCGCAUUGGAGACGUGCAGCUCGCGGUGUACCCUGGAAUGGGCAUUGGAGUCCAAGCGACAAACGAUAUCGACGAGAUGGACGAAGUGCUGUACUUGCCUCGUGAGCUUGUCAUUUGCCGCGACACCAUGACAAAGCACCUUCCACGUGGUUUUCUGCAUGCCGGUCCUCAUGCAGAUGACGAUCUGCUUGCUGCGUUCUUGCUGCUUGAGCGCUUGAAAGGCCCUGCGUCGAAAUGGGCCCCUUAUCUCGCAGUCUUGCCCAAGGCCAUUCCAUCCCCCAUGACGUUUACCACGGACGAAGUACUUGCGCUUCAAGAUGCCGGUCUCAUCCAGUCCAUCUUCGACGCCAAGAAGGAGACGGCCGCGGCAUUCACAGCGCUAGCCAAAAAACUGUCCAGCAUCUUGAAGAAGCGCAAAGCGGGCUUGACUUUGGAUGACUACAUUUGGGCUCGAGCCGUGCUCGAUUCCCGAGCCCUUACAAUCCAAGGCACUCGGUAUCUCGUGCCAUUUGCGGACAUGUUCAAUGGCCAGGCCCAUCCCACGACGCGACCGGCCAACAACGGCGCUCGAUUCCUGGAAUUCCACCAGGUCUCCCCCGACGGCGUCCGCAUCCUGGCCGACCGGAGCUGUGCCAAAAACGACCAACUCGUCGAAGAUUACGGCGACAACGACAACUACAUCUAUCUGGUGCACCACGGGUUUACCAUGUCGGCAAACCCGUUCGACUGCGUCCGCCUGGCGCUACCAUCGCCGCUGUCGCCGUCCGCAGCGCACUUGCUUGCGUCGUUUGGCGUGCCGUCGUCUACGUCCAUUUGCGUCCAGCCGAGUGGAGUAACGACGGAUGUCGUCGGGUGGGCGAUUCUUCAAGCACACGUCAUGGACGACGCCGACGUCGCUGCGUGUGCGAAAUCGAGAGAUUGCCUCGACUUUUCGUCGGGCAAUGUCAUGUCGAUCGAAAACGUGGCCCGGUGGGUGCGUUCGCGAGCCGUCAGCACCCUCAUGGCGCUGGACACGUCAGCCGACGAUGACAAGCACGUCUUGGCUGUCCAUGCGACGUCGCUGUCGCCAGCGAUGCUGUUGGUCGUGACCUUUCGCCUUCAACGAAAGCUUCUCCUUCAAGAUUUGGUGGCGUCCUUGUCGCCGUUUCCCUCGGUCCAUCUCGACGCCAGUGCGGUCGACGCAGUGCCCGCCGCCACGACUGCCGACCACCCGUCGUCUGCACAAGACAAGGUCGCGCGCUUUCACGCGUGGCUUGCCCACUCGUCUUUGAUCAAUAAACUCCGCGUCGAGUAUAUUGGCCACGGGAUGGGAUAUGGAACGUUUGCUACGCAAGCCAUUGCUGCGGACGACAUUUACUUGGCGGUUCCAACAGCCCUCGUCAUGGACACGGCGUCUGCGAUGCACACCGCCGACCUCGCCGCGGUGUUUCGACAUCUCGAGCGAACGUCCGGCCACCGCGACAAGAUGCACGAACUGCUGCUCCACGUCAUGCACGAAGCAUUUGUCCGCCGCGACGCGUCUGCCUAUGCGCCAUACUUGGCCAUGCUUCCGUCGUUGGAGGACGGCGCGGUGCCGUUGACGUACUCGAAGGCCCAAGUUGGCGUCCUCGAAGCCGUCGACUUGCAUCGGGCCGUGCUAGCGUACCAGCACCAAGUUGAACGAUCGUAUCGAGCGAUGCAGCGGGUCGUGUUUGCAAAAUUUCCAAAGAUCUUCCCGCCCGCGGUCUUCACAUGGGAGCGGUAUCGAUGGGCUCGAUUCAUCCUGGACACGCGCAGUAUUUGGUGGCAUGGCGAACGACAUUUGGUCCCCAUGCUCGACAUGGUCAACUGCAAGGAAGGCCCGACGAACGAAGCCCCCGCUCGAGUCCACACGACGACGCUGUCGGAGGACGGUCGGACGGCCGUCACGAAAGCAGCAUGGGCAUUUCCCGAAAACGCGCAAGUGCUUGAAAACUAUGGCCAGCCCAACUGGAUCUACUUGCUGUACCAUGGCUUUGUCUUGCCUGUGAACAGCCACGACUGUGUGCACAUUCGGCUCGAUUUAGAAACCCCUUUGCAAACACUCGAGCCCGACUCGGCGCUGUACCAGGCGUCCAUGGCGAAGGUGCGCCAAGCAGGCCUCACGUCGCUGCAUCCUGACUUUUGUCUGUCCAAUACACCCGUCCCGAAGCAAGCGCUUCUCACCGCGGCACUGUACGUGGAGCUGCAAACGAUGACGGAUGCUUCGUUCGGCAUCACGGACGAGGGGGAUGCAGCCACGGCGCGCGAGAUGAAGGCGCUGCGUUUGGUCUUGCAGAAGCGUCGCGACGCUCUCUCGUCGACGGAGAUCCCUUCGUCCGUGGCGAAGGUUGAGGUCAUGCGCGCAUAUAUGGAGCAGCAGCACCUCCUCCUUGCACGCCUCAUCGACACCCUCGACACGAAGUUGAACGAGCCGCUCAUGUAACGCGGUUCAAAUGUCCAUCGCGAAGUCCGGAUAAUGGAGAGCAACGUUAUCCGUAUGUUUUAUUGUUCCACGCGGCAUUUCGCAACGGAACAUGACGUACGUGUCUGGGGGACAAGUGAUCGAGAAGCGGUCGUGGCUGCGGCUGUCCAUCGUACCAGAUAUGUUCUGGGGCAUACUUGGCAUCUUCCAGCUCUUCUUCUCAACGUUUUUUGGCGGAGUACGACGACAUCGCAUCAUCUUCGAGCUAGUACGUCAUGGUUACAUGUAUUGAUGGGCGUUUUAGGAAGCACCCAAAUCGAAUCAUCGCUCGUCCGCACGACGAGGUGGUGGUGGCGGUGGAUCUGGCGGUGGAGGGGGUCCCGGUGGACCGAGACGUCCCAUCGGUCGCCUGCAACCAGCGACCUGCGUCCCAGCUGGAGGGUCAUGAGGUUAAGCAUCCAUGUGGUUGCGACUGAAUGGUCCAUCACGCGACAUCCCGUCGCAACGCACAUGAUGCGCCUCGUGCUAAAGUGGCGCGAGGAAUGACCCAUCUACCCAAGCAUCAUCGACUUAUCAGCAUGACUUUGCGGCACGCAACCCCAUAUUGCGGAAGUGCCACAGACGACAACGAUAACGAUUUCGAUGGUGCCACCCACCCAUGCUCUCUUCUUCCGCUAGUUGAUUUCAUUUUAACCUGAGCAUUGCAUUGGCAACAUGCUGGAAUUCCACGCUCCAAGGAACAUGUAGGAUAUUUCUACUGAUAGUUUUUAAAAUGCACACAAUAUUUAAUACCUAUUUUUCAAUACUC